This is a messenger RNA of Puntigrus tetrazona (Sumatra barb), 1534 nucleotides long. RefSeq names its product SLAM family member 5-like. NCBI's taxonomy places the organism in Eukaryota, Metazoa, Chordata, Actinopteri, Cypriniformes, Cyprinidae. The transcript has 6 exons. The record is from RefSeq and is a predicted model, not a curated record. Bases 213 to 1148 code for a protein of 311 amino acids.
AGCGAGGUCGCCUCAAACGCUCAACAUGUGAAACUGUUUUCCUUUUUAAUUUCUAGCUUCGCGAAGAAAACGUUUUUAUACAUGAUCGAUUUGAUUAAAUCGUGUGAAUUAAACCUGACCGAGUUUGAAUGCGUCAGCUCCGUUUCUUCUGUCUUCGGACACUUGACGGUUCUCGCAGCCACAGCCCAUCAUGAGGAAAUCUUUAGAUCAAAAUGAGGAUUAAUAUUAGCGAAACAGCGUCCUUGUGUCUUUUCCUGCUGGUCAUGGAUGGUGUGUUUGGUUCUGAUGGAGAUGCAAUAAAGUCAGUAUCAGUGACUGAGGGAGAUUCUGUCACUCUAAACACUGAUGUUACUGAAGUACAGAGAGAUGAUCAGAUACUGUGGAUGCUUGGAUCUAAAGACACCCGUAUCGCUGAACUCUAUAAGCACAGCGUUGAUAUGUUUAGCAGUAAUGAGAUGUUUGGAGACAGACUGGAGAUGAACCCUUUGACUGGAUCUCUGACCUUCAGAAACAUCACAACCACAGACUCUGGACUUUAUAAACGACGGAUCCACAGCAACAGCGGGAAAUCAGAGAAGAUAUUCAACCUUACUGUCUACGCUCACCUGCCUGUUCCUCGCAUCACCAAGUGUUCAUCAUCUAAAACCUGUUCAGUGUCCAGAUGUUCGCUGCUGUGUUCGGUGGUGAACGUGGGUCAUGUGACUCUCUCCUGGUACAAAGGAAACAGUUUAUUGUCCAGCAUCAGUGUGUCUGAUCUCAGCAUCAGUCUCUCUCUACCUCUGGAGGUGGAAUAUCAGGAGAAUAACACCUACAGCUGUGUGAUCAACAACCCCAUCAGAAACCAGACUCAACAUGUGGACAUCAGUGAAGUCUGUGCAGUUCCAGAUUUAUCUGGAAAGCUCUUUGCGACGUUGAUACCUGCAGUAGUUCUGGCUAUGCUUGCCGUUGUGACGUACUGUCUUUACAGGAAAUACAGAAGAUCGAGGCCAAAAGUCAAUUAUUUUGAACCAUCUGCUCAUGCACCUGAAACAGUUCAGACGGACGUCGGUGAAGUAGCUUACGCCGAAACCACAUUUGUCCCGAACGUACAAAACAAGAAAACUAACGGGACGGAAGAGACCAUAUACUCCACUGUCAAUGCACACUGAUCAGAAGAGCUGCAGCCAUUCACCACAGUGACCUUACGCCCGUGCAUCUGUCAGCGUUGCAAACUUCGCUCUUUAUAUUCUAAUCUGUUUUCAAGACCGAACAACAUUUAACUGCAUUGACUUUUACUGUAUAGUCCAUAGAAAACGUCAUACAAGGCUUGGAGAGUAAAUGACAGAAGGAUCAUUAAGCGGACAGCUAGCACGUCUAAUAUAUAGAAACUGAAAGCCCGAACAACUCUUCUUAUUUUUUUGCAUAUCCAAAUUCUCCUCCGACGAACAAAUAGAUAUUUUGCAUGGAGACACAGCAACAGUGACUGACUGAAGCAAGAAACUUCCUUCUUGUACAAGAGCAUGCGUAUUGAGAACAUUAAAGUUCGGAAACUUCA